Messenger RNA from Dioszegia hungarica, 480 nucleotides. Its product is annotated as putative translation initiation factor 5a. The record is from RefSeq and is a predicted model, not a curated record. Gene Ontology annotation, molecular function: RNA binding; ribosome binding; translation elongation factor activity. The coding region runs from base 1 to 480 and encodes 159 amino acids. Gene Ontology annotation, biological process: positive regulation of translational elongation; positive regulation of translational termination. NCBI's taxonomy places the organism in Eukaryota, Fungi, Basidiomycota, Tremellomycetes, Tremellales, Bulleribasidiaceae. The transcript is spliced from 5 exons.
AUGUCCGACGACGAGAACCACGAGACCUUCGAGGCUGCCGGGGCUGGUGCGGCCAAGACCUACCCCCUCCAGUGUUCCGCCCUCAGGAAGAGCGGUCACGUCGUCAUCCGGGGCCGCCCCUGUAAGAUUGUCGACAUGUCCACCUCCAAGACCGGCAAGCACGGUCACGCCAAGGUGCACAUGAUUGCUGUUGACAUUUUCACCGGCAAGAAGCUCGAGGAUAUCUCUCCCUCCACCCACAACAUGGAGGUCCCCAAUGUCCGCCGUUCCGAGUACCAGCUUCUUUCCAUUGACGACGGCUUCUUGAACCUCAUGGACUCUGACGGAAACGCCAAGGACGAUGUCAAGGUCCCCGACUCUGACCUCGGCAAGGAGAUCACUGCCGCCUUUGAUGCCGGCAAGGACCUCAUGGUCACUAUCAUCGCUGCCAUGGACGAGGAGCAGGCGAUGUCCUGGAAGGAGGCCCCCGAGGGCAAGUAA